AUGGACCAUGGCUCUUUUCUCCCUUCCAAAAAAAUUUCUUGUUGCCCUAAAUUUUCAUUCCAGCUCCUAGGGUUUUCGGGGAAGAAGACCAUGCUCGAUCCUCACAGGCUGCUGCUACACGCUCUCUUCCUCCUCUUCUCCUUGCAUUCUUUCGGAUCGUCGGAUGGAUUGCCGGAGGCGCCGUGCUGCAAGCGCCCCUCUUUGGCGCAAAUCUUUCUCCACUCCCCCGACGAGGUCGUCAUCGGGGAGCUCGUCAAUCGCGUGAGCCUUGUUCCUCGGGUUCUCGAGCUAAACGAGAGCUCCGCUACUCUGGAGCAAACGCUGAGCUCCUUGUGGUCGGCGUCCAAGGUGGAAUCCAGCGCGAUGCUACUGCUCUACGCGUCGUGGUGUCCAUUCUCGAAGCUCAUGAGGCCAUUGUUUGACACGAUGUCUUCCAUCUAUCCGUCGGUGUAUCACAUCGCUGUGGAGGAAUCGAGCGUGAGGCCGAGUGUUCUCUCGAAGUAUGGAGUGAAUAGCUUCCCAACACUGAUCCAUCUCACCUCCAAGUCCAGGACUCGUUUCCACGGAUCCAAAGAUCUCAAGAACUUGGCGAGCUUCUACAAAGACAUGACAGGAUUUUCGCCGGAAGUUCAAGGAUCCUCGGAAGCUCUGAUCCUUCACUCGAGCCAAGGCAGAUCUCCGGCUGGUAUGUGCCCGUAUAUCUCUCCCGAGAAGCUACUUGAGGGCAACAUGUAUCUCACGCUCGCGGCGUGCUUCCUGGCUCUGAGGCUCGCGUUCCUCUUGCUCCCGGUGGCAACCAAGAGCUUGAAAUGGUGGUGGGAGCGAUCGGUCGCGAAUCUUUUCACCUCGCGGCGGCAAAGCACGACUUCGUCGUCGUCGUCACACUCGAGCGUUAGCGAUGGAAAUCCCCGCGCAGCCGAGAUUGGUGAGGAUCUUCCACGAAGGAAUCGCAGGGCCCAUGAGUCUGGCACUGGGAAUCGCUGGGCGUCGUCUUCCACGUCCUUUUCGCCAGUUCCAAUCGGCCUCGCGCGGCCAAAGAGCCAGCAUUUGUACGAGUAAAUCAUCCACAGCUUGUAAACUUUUGAUUUGACGAGUUA
Molecule: messenger RNA, 1097 nt
Organism: Selaginella moellendorffii
Lineage: Eukaryota; Viridiplantae; Streptophyta; Lycopodiopsida; Selaginellales; Selaginellaceae
Product: 5'-adenylylsulfate reductase-like 2
Exons: 4
Coding region: 1-1059 (352 amino acids)
Source: RefSeq, a predicted model, not a curated record